Ixodes scapularis (black-legged tick) is the source of this 1679-nucleotide messenger RNA. Its product is annotated as zinc transporter ZIP3. Gene Ontology annotation, cellular component: plasma membrane. The record is from RefSeq and is a predicted model, not a curated record. The transcript has 3 exons. NCBI's taxonomy places the organism in Eukaryota, Metazoa, Arthropoda, Arachnida, Ixodida, Ixodidae. Gene Ontology annotation, molecular function: zinc ion transmembrane transporter activity. The coding region runs from base 293 to 1231 and encodes 312 amino acids. Gene Ontology annotation, biological process: zinc ion transmembrane transport.
GCGGUUUUGGCCCGUCAACGUCCGACAAGUACGCCUAUAUUCUCCGCAGAAUGGCGUCGUUGCAUAGCCUAUCACGGACAGAUGAAAAGUGCACAUGUUAACUCGAAUUUGAUUUCCGCCAACCACCUUCUCGCCAAAGGACACAUCACUCUCGGAGGACAUCUUCCGAAAACCGUCAAGGAUUCAUUAACUAUGCCAAACGCAAACUAACAUUAUCAGACAAGACCACGCCAGUAGCCGUUGUCCACAUCCAAGGAGCGUCCUCAACAAGGUGCCUGGAGACGACAGAAACAUGGCGGUUCAAGUGGCGCAGAUCGUAGCCCCCUUGCUCCUCCUCUUUGGCACAAUCUUUCUCGGUGUCCUCCCCAUUUGGCUGGUAAGGCGGGUGAGUGCCAUUCAGCGUGGUGCCCAAGUGUUAGCUUUCCUGGUGUGCCUGGGCGGCGGUGUCCUCUUCGCAACGACCUUCCUGCACCUCAUACCAGAGGUCCGAGAAGGAUUCGAGAAGCUGAACAAGGACUUUCCCGUUGCUGAGGGAGUCAUUUGUCUGGGGUUCCUGGCCGUGUACGCCUUGGAAGAACUCAUCCACGCCUGGUUGGGCGAUGACCACAGCGUGGCGGGUCAUGGUCUUGCGCACUCUCCGGCUCUCGUGGAGAGUCGCCAUGAGCGGGAAAACUCGAACCAGGGCGGCUUGCAGGAGCACCAGGGGAACAGAGAAACAACCCAGGAACCCGAAACAGAGACUUGCCCGACUACCACAGACGACGAGGCACCGCUACACGAGGCCACAACCGCCGGCAUCCUUAUCGUGGCUGCCCUGUCUUUCCACUCCCUGUUCGAAGGACUGUCCUUGGGACUCCAGGACAGCGAGCGAGCCACCUGGAUCAUGUUCCUCGCCAUCUCGUUCCACAAGUACGUCCUAGCCUUUGUCGUCGGGUUCGACAUCAGCGCCAGUCGGGUACGGCCCCGCAACGUCGUCAUCCAGAUGCUCGUCUUCUCCGUGAUGUCGCCUCUGGGAGCACUAGUGGGCGCCAUCACGAGGAACAACCUGGAGGACACGAUAGUCGUCGUUGUGCUCAACGGGAUAGCCUCAGGUACCCUCAUCUACAUCACGUUCUUCGAGGUGCUGCAACGCCAGAAGAACGACACGCUGUCCGGGCUGUGCCGGCUGCUGGCUGUCAUCGUAGGAUUUACACUAAUGCUUACCCUGAUCUUGGUUCUGCCACAUGAUUGAACUAUAAAGUUAAGCUGAACCAUGUUCAAAUUUAAUGUUUAGAAUUGUGACCACCAUGUUGUCGUGUGUGCUUGGGCCGAUUCAUGUCGUGGGGGCGUUGAAUAUCAGCCCUGACCAUGAUGGUCUUGAGAAUAAUGGUUAUGAUCAGUAGACAGUGACAUACCGUAGGCAUGUGUAUCACAAUUUGCGUUGCCGGACAGGGUUAUAUUUCAAUAGCAGUGUGUCAAAGCAGAGACGCCAAUGAUGGCGUUAUAGCAUCGCAGAGUUCAGAAUGCGGUUUAUGUACUAAUUUUGAUCUGAGAAAUAGGUAAUUAUUUGGAAAACGAUUCAGCUGCAAGUAUAAAAACGUUGCGGUUACUUGAUGAUGCCAGAACGUUCACAGCUACAUUGCACUCAUAGUCAGGGAUGGAAUUGUUGAAUUAAAACGUUAGGAGCGUGUUGGUGGAGA